Molecule: messenger RNA, 2127 nt
Organism: Eremomyces bilateralis CBS 781.70
Lineage: Eukaryota; Fungi; Ascomycota; Dothideomycetes; Eremomycetales; Eremomycetaceae
Product: kinase-like protein
Exons: 6
Coding region: 1-2127 (708 amino acids)
Biological process (GO): protein phosphorylation
Cellular component (GO): nucleus
Molecular function (GO): ATP binding; protein kinase activity
Source: RefSeq, a predicted model, not a curated record
AUGUCGACGCCAUCCACCGCGACUGCAGUCCUUCCACCGCACCAGUCAUUCUAUCCCCAUCAUCAGCAAUACCAGUCGAGUCCCACCGCCUUUAUCAAUGGCCAACCCAUUCGGGCCACUCCGAGGGUAGCGAAUCCACCAUAUAACGGCCUCCCCAGUACUGCAUCCACCACCUCCGCAACCGACCUUCGUCGCACCGUCACUUCCAACACCAGGCAUCCCCCCCCGAUCCUCUCCCCGCAAUAUCCACCCGACAUGUCGGCGGCAAGCCUCGCUAGAGAUCGUGAACGGAGAACGGACUGGGCGGAGUUCUACAAAAAUGGGAUCCCGAAGGAAGUUAUCGUCAUCGACGACGAUUCCCCCGAUCCCAAGCCCGCCUCCAAAGCAACCGCGAACGGCGUCACCCAUAACCAUCCUGCUCCCGUUCAUCGACACGCCGAUAAGAAGAGAAAAACCGGAGCAGCCUAUGAUCCGGUGUACCAACCGGGCUCGUACCCAAACCACACACCCUACUAUGAGCACUCUUCCUCGCACCACAACACCGCCUCUACCGACCGGACGACAUCGGCAAUCAACACUACCGCUGCCACUUCACUCGGCAGCCAAGCGAGCGCGGGAGCAUAUCCACCACCCCCGUUGGACAACGCCGCACAGGCGGGCCAGAAGCGUAAGCGAACUCGACAAGCUGCGCAAGACGAAGCGAAGGAGGCCAAGAGGAGGGAGUUAGAGAAACUCGAUCCAUUGGCUCACUAUCACCCUCCCCCCAAACCUCCGAUCAAAGCCAAAGACGUCUAUGUUCAGGUCAUUUCAGAUCGUCACCGGAACCGCGACCAAGCCGUGGACGAUGAUGACGGGCAUUACAAUGUUGCCGCCGACGUUGAUCUUACUGAGAGGUAUAAAAUCAUCAAACUCCUGGGCCAGGGCACAUUCGGCAAGGUCGUCGAAGCGCUCGACCGCAGGAAGAACACCCGCUGCGCGAUCAAGAUCAUCCGAUCGGUCCAAAAAUAUCGCGAUGCGUCUCGCAUCGAAUUACGCGUUCUAUCGACCCUGGCAUCCAACGACAAGCAAAACCGGAACAAGUGCAUUCAUCUACGGGAUUGUUUUGAUUUCCGGAACCAUAUCUGCAUCGUCACCGAUCUCUACGGGCAAAGCGUCUUCGAUUUCCUCAAAGCUAAUGGAUUCGUUCCGUUCCCCAGUACUCAUAUCCAAAGCUUUGCUCGUCAGCUUUUCACGAGCGUUGCCUUCUUACAUGAUCUCAACCUCAUCCACACCGAUUUGAAGCCGGAGAACAUCCUGCUUGUUAAUAAUGCGUACCAGACCUUCACAUACAACCGCGCCAUCCCUUCGUCAUCCGCCACGACCAACCGUUCCGCUCGACACCGAAAAGUCCUCCUAGACCCGGAGAUUCGGUUGAUCGAUUUCGGGUCCGCCACGUUCAACGAUGAGUACCACUCAUCGGUGGUCUCGACCCGCCACUACCGUGCUCCUGAGAUCAUUCUGAAUUUAGGAUGGAGCUUCCCGUGCGACAUUUGGAGUAUUGGCUGUAUUCUUGUCGAGUUCUUUACCGGGGACGCACUGUUUCAGACCCAUGACAAUCUCGAGCAUCUUGCGAUGAUGGAGCCGGUGUGUAACGGAAAAUUGGAGAGGGAUCUGGUCCGGGCCGUCCAUCGGAACGAGAAGUCGUCGAAUCGGAAUCCCGCUGCUGAGUACUUCCGCGGCGGCAAACUAGACUACCCUAACACCGAAACCACCCGCGCGUCCCGAAAAUACGUCAAAGCCAUGCGAAAACUUAGCGACUUCAUCCCCCCCCACACCGAAUUCAACCGCCAAUUCCUCGAGCUCCUCCGCCGCAUCUUCGUCUACAACCCCAACAAGCGCAUCACCGCGAAAGAAGCCCUCGCCCACCCCUGGUUCCGUGAGAGCAUCCUCGACGACGGCACUGAGGCAAUCCGAAUCCGCGACAGUCGGCGGCGCGCGGCGGAGGAGCGCCGGCUGCGCGAGGAGAACGAGAGUGCGGCGGGGAGGAACGGGGUGACGUCGGCGGGGGCGUCGACGGCGCUGUCGACCCCACGGGUCGCUCCGCCCGUCCCGCGUGCGGUGAACGUAUCGGUUGCGGCGAGGAGCUGA